Messenger RNA from Hermetia illucens (black soldier fly), 931 nucleotides. Its product is annotated as cuticle protein 16.5. Lineage: Eukaryota; Metazoa; Arthropoda; Insecta; Diptera; Stratiomyidae. The record is from RefSeq and is a predicted model, not a curated record. Bases 109 to 798 code for a protein of 229 amino acids. The transcript is spliced from 6 exons.
UUACAGUUUGUGAUCAAGUUUAGUGCAACAAUUAUUUGUGCCAACCAUCAGCGUCUUGCACACCAAAAGUAGUAUUUUCCGUGUAGAUCACUCAAAACCACCGGCAAUAUGGUAUUCAAGGUCUUGCUCGUAGCUACUCUCGUGGCCCUUGCCCGAGCCGCUCAUCCUACGGAGUAUGUUAUUUCAGCUCCAAGUGUAGACCAUGGAUCGGUUGGAAGCACACAGGAGCAUACAAUCAAGGGUCAUUAUGGACAAAAUGCUCAUUCACAAUACUCAAGCGUCGCAAACACAGCUCAUUCCACUUCUCAUGUUUCGAGGACCAGCGUUAGCAAUGAUGUUAUUGGCUAUGGAGCACCUGCAUAUGGAUAUGGUCAUGUUGCUGCUCCAGCAAUUGCUCAUGCUGCCUAUGCCGCUCCAGCAGUAGCUCAUGUUGCUGCUCCAGCUAUCGCUCACGCCGCUUAUGCUGCCCCUGCAGUUAGGGUAGCAGCUCCAGCUUACGCCUACGCUCCAGCACAUGUAGCAGCGGCACCAGCUGUAGCCCAUGUUGCUGCCCCAGCUAUUUCAUAUGCACAUGGUGGAGCUUUGUACGGUCACGGAGGAUUGGCAUAUGGACAUGGACUUUCUUUGGGCUACGGGCACGGAUAUGGUUACAGAGCUGCCUUUGCUGCUCCAGCUGCUCAUUAUGCAGCUCCACUUGCCGCCGCCCACUACGCUGCUCCCUACGCCGUCAAAGCUGCCGUCGCCGCUCCACUCGUGCAUACAUCAUUUGUUGGCCAUGGUGCACAUUAUGCUUACUAGGAUUGUGUAAGGAGGAGGAAACCAGGAGUUGUGUAGAAUUCACCCACGCUAAACGUGUACAUUUUCCAUAAAUAUUAGUUCUAAGAAUCCUUUUGUAUUAUAAACUCAAUAAACUAUCGCGGUUAAUAUAAAA